AUGAGUGCAAAUCCUGAGAUCCACCUAUCCCAGCCUCCUCCGGAUUACGUCGAUGAGAAAGCUCGAAAUGACGAUGACAAANAAUCCCCAGAUGGCUCCACGAAUAUAUCGCCAGCACACACUUUGUCCAGCUCAGACGAUGUUGUCUACCAUUACCUAGAACUCGACACGCCAAUUCCUCGUCCUUCUUACCUUUCAGCUCCCUACGAACUCCAUUCGACCCCGCCAGCAGAGCCCGAUCUCAAGAAAUACGAAUCACCCUUCAAAUGGUCCAAGAGCAGGAAGCGCGCAAUAACUUGGCUGUCAUGCCUUGCAACAACAGUGACGGCGUAUGCAGCUGGUAGCUAUACAGCUGGCGAUGCACAGAUGGAGAAGGAGUGGGGUGUGUCUCGCGUUGCCAUCACCGUGGGAGUGACCAUCUUCACAACCGGUUUUGCCAUCGCGCCUAUGAUCCUGGCCCCUUUCUCAGAAAUCAAUGGACGUCGGCCUAUGUUCGUGGUUACUGGCAUUCUCUAUGUUAUCUUCCAGGUCUGCUGUGCCGUCACUCGAUCUUACGGUGGCAUGCUCGCUGCGCGCUUCCUCAAAGGAUGUGCGUCCAGUACCUUCAGCACCAUGGUAGGUGGAGUGAUUAGUGAUAUCUAUCAUGCCGAGGACCGAAACACUGCCAUGGCUCUUUUCUCCGGCGCUGCCCUCUUUGGCACGGGACUUGGACCUCUGGUAUCGUCCUUCAUAGCUUACUACACAACGUGGAGAUGGAUCUUCUAUCUGCAAGUCAUAACUUGUGGAAUCGUCCAGAUCUUAGUAAUCUUGUUCUUCAAAGAGUCACGGGGCUCGGUACUGUUAUCGAAGAAAGCCAAGUGUCUCAACAAGUACUACGACAAACUCGAGGCAGCAGGAUUUACAGGUGUUGAAAUGCCUAGCGAUUCAAUAUCGGGCAAAACUUCGAGCCAGAGGAUACGCUGGAAAGUGAAAAGUGACGAGGAACGUGCCAGUCUCUUGCAGAUGAUCAGGAUCUCGCUCGUGCGUCCCUUCCAUCUGUUAUUCACGGAACCUGUCGUCUUCUUCUUCAGUCUAUGGGUUGCGUUCUCAUGUCUCCAGCAUGNNGCUAUCCUCUACUUGACCUUUGGAGCGAUCCCCGUGAUCUUCUCAGCAUCACACAACUUCAAUCUCUAUCAGACCGGAUGCGUGUUUGCCGCCAUCAGCAUAGCAUCCAUAACCUCAACCAUCAUCUCCAUACUCGGCGAUAAGUGGACGAAGCGCCAUUUCCCUCACCUCGGCGACUCGCCAGAGGGACGCUUGUAUUUUGCUUGUGCACAGAGUAUCCUACUACCCGUUGGUCUUUUCUGGCUUGCGUGGACAUCGGGUAGUAACGUGCAUUGGAUCGUGCCCACCCUAGCCAUCGGCUGUGCUACAAUGGGUAUCUUCAGCAUCUACCUGGCUGUGUUCAAUUACCUGGCCGACACGUAUCAUCGCUACGCCAGCUCCGCGCUAGCAGCACAGAGCUUUNGCAGGAAUAUGCUUGGUGGUGCGUUUCCUCUUNUCGUGCCUCAGAUGUUCAGGGCCAUGACAUUCCAAGGCGCAGGUAGUCUUUUGGGUGGCAUUGGUGCGGUGUUGACGUUAGUUCCCUUUGCUCUCCUCAUAUGGGGUCCGAAGAUCAGAGCGAGGAGCAAGUUUGCUAGCGAAAUCAUGGAUAAAUAA
Messenger RNA from Aureobasidium musti, 1698 nucleotides. Lineage: Eukaryota; Fungi; Ascomycota; Dothideomycetes; Dothideales; Saccotheciaceae. The record is from the annotation of a GenBank genome assembly.